Thermothielavioides terrestris NRRL 8126 is the source of this 2073-nucleotide messenger RNA. RefSeq lists its product as uncharacterized. Bases 282 to 1787 code for a protein of 501 amino acids. Gene Ontology annotation, biological process: cytoskeleton-dependent cytokinesis. Gene Ontology annotation, molecular function: molecular adaptor activity; GTP binding; GTPase activity. Lineage: Eukaryota; Fungi; Ascomycota; Sordariomycetes; Sordariales; Chaetomiaceae. The transcript is spliced from 3 exons. Gene Ontology annotation, cellular component: septin ring; cytosol; microtubule cytoskeleton. The record is from RefSeq and is a predicted model, not a curated record.
CGUCCACCCCGUCGAUAUUCCCGCCGCUCGAUCUCGUGACUGCCUCUUGAAAGCCGCCUCCCAGAACUGCUGCCUUUCUCCGGUGGUUCCGUUCGGCGAAUGACAGAGCGCGUUACCAAAGCGACAGGCGCGUACCGCGGUUGAGAGCCAGCAGCAAGAAGGCGCGUUCCUGCUUCUAGUCUGAGACGGCCGCCCGUUCAUGCUACCCCAGUAGCCGGCGCCAGCCCAAUCCAGGUACACACCAAGCGAUGACCCCCCCGCCUCGUCGCUCUAGUCUCGGAAUGUUACUUCGACGUAGCAAAAGCAGCGACCUGAAGAGGCAGCAGGCGGCAAAGGAGCAGGAGCUCCAGCGCCAACGCGAUGCCGUCUCCAAGUCUCCACCCCGCCUUCCACUCCCUGUCCUCUCCCCCGCAUCCCAGCUUGGCCUAGGCGGCGACAAUCGUCCCGACUCUCUCGCGAUUGUCAGUGGAAGGGCGGAACAAAUGUCGGGCGCCACCCCGCGGCCUUCAAUGGAUCCGCCGCGCUCUGUGAUCAGCGUACCGCCGCCCCCGAUCCCCAACGGCGGCUUCGACCCUUACGCGCACACCGGCAGCAUGGCACACCGUGGUCGCUACAGCUACGCCAGCAGCGCCAUCAGCACCAUCAACAGCCCUAGGAGGGUUCGGAGAAGAAAGGAUCCCACUCCCUUCAACAUUCUCAUUGUUGGCACCACGAAUUCUGGCAAGACGUCCUUCCUCGAAUUCCUCAAGACGGCGCUGGCACUGCCUGCAAAGAAGCAGUCAAAGAGCACCAUCGACCCGGACGAUCUUCCUCGGGUGUCGCCCUCCGGAAACUUUGUCCCUCACUAUCUGGAGACCGAGAUCGACGGCGAACGUGUCGGCCUGACACUGUGGGAUUCCGAGGGCUUGGAGAAGAAUGUGGUGGACCUGCAGCUUCGCGAGAUGUCGAGCUUCCUCGAGAGCAAAUUCGAAGAGACCUUCACCGAGGAAAUGAAGGUGGUGCGGUCCCCGGGGGUACAGGAUACCCACAUACAUGCCGUCUUCCUUAUCCUGGACCCCUCGCGUCUCGACCGGAAUAUCGCAGCAGCGAAGGCCGCCGCGGCAAAUGGCCAACACAACCGCGGGAGGUACUCACCGCACGCUCGCAUUCUGGGCAGCCUGGACGAGGAUCUUGAUCUACAGGUCCUGCGGACGCUGCAGGGCAAAACGACCGUGAUCCCGGUGAUCUCGAAGGCCGAUACCGUUUCGACAAAACAUAUGAGCGUCCUGAAGCGGACCGUCGCAGACAGCCUCAAGAAGGCAAACCUCGACCCGCUCGAGGCGCUUGGGCUGGACGACGAUGACGAGGGCUCCACGCCUGAUUCUAGCCGGAUCGUGGAAGAGGACGAGGAUCAAGCAUCUACGCCCGGCGAAGCGGAGGCGAAAGACGAGGGCGAAGACGCGCCAGCUGAGGGUGAAGGCUCGGACUCGCCUCCCAAGUCUGGGCGGCUGUCCGGUGGUUCCGUCCGUCGGCACAAGGUCUCGGAGGAGGGCGCCAAGGAGGAGGAGGUACCCUUUCUGCCGCUUUCGAUCCUGAGCCCAGACAUUUACGAGCCCGACGUGGUGGGACGGCAAUUUCCCUGGGGCUUUGCCGACCCUUACAACGAGGAGCACUGCGAUUUUGUCCGCCUCAAGGAGACAGUGUUCAGCGAGUGGCGCGGUGAGCUCCGCGAGCUCAGCAGAGAGCAGUGGUACGAGGGCUGGAGGACGAGCAGACUCAAGCAGCAAGGCACGAAGGGACACCGCUGAAAAGUUGACAGGCGGAUGGUCGGCCCAUCGGCCGCCUAUCUGCUUCGCCUUCAGUCCGGCCUUCCCGACGCCAGCCAUUCACGCCCCUUCUUCCUCACCAGUCUCCCUGCUUUCUCUUGCUCUCUCGAGGACGCCUACACCCUGGGUGGAUACCGAUGCAAUUACUUUCAUUUGCAUUUUGUCCAGUCAACUCAGCGCAACUCAAAAAAUCGCGACGACAUCAUACCCGAUUCGGUCGACCCGGUCUUGUUUUUAUUGAUUUUCUUUUCGAACUGCAUCUGCCCCG